Opisthorchis viverrini is the source of this 387-nucleotide messenger RNA. RefSeq lists its product as hypothetical. Bases 1 to 387 code for a protein of 128 amino acids. Lineage: Eukaryota; Metazoa; Platyhelminthes; Trematoda; Opisthorchiida; Opisthorchiidae. The record is from RefSeq and is a predicted model, not a curated record. The transcript is spliced from 2 exons.
AUGUUGAGCAGAUCGCCAAUAUGUGUUCUCCGUCGUUCCGAUCGAUACUCCGCCGACAACAAGCGAACAGAUGCACUCCGACCAUUGGGGUGUGCGUCGUACAUACGGGGGGGGGCGAGAUGGCCCAAGUGGUUAGAGCGCGAAUUUACUAACCGGAAGGUCCGUGGUUCGAAUCCGACCUCCGCCACUCGACUUCCCCUGUCUAGGCUUGGGCAACCUGGCAGUAUCCCAGCCCUCUUGCUUCCUUCGGGUGGCAUGGCAGCUAGGCACCGAAAGGGUGCUACAGCUGAACGCUUUCUUUCUUUCUUUCGUACAUACGGGACACCACAUAAAAGUAAGAAAGCCAGUGGAACCAAAAACCAAAACGUGGGUGCACAACCACACUGA